UUUCUGACAGCUUUUCUGACGAUUCGAUUCGAUUGAAUUCAUUGAAGCUGUCUAACCUCGCCGCUCGAGAUCACCCUUCCCUCACAAAACCAAAAAGCUCAAAAUCCAAACUUGCCCAUCUAACCAAGCACCAAUACCACAUACAAAACUAACCAAGCAAUGUGCCAAGCUGCCGCCGCCACCAUGGACAACUCUGACCUCAUGCAGAGACGAUGCAAGGGUAUCCUGAAGCAGCGCACUCUCGAAGACUCGCUCAAUGAUGGAUCUUCUGGACGUCGCCGCAUGCCCAAACGAUCCAUCUCCUUUGACCAAGUGGAGAUUCGAAAACACCGAAUCAUCUUGGAUGCCCCAAGCACAGGCACCUCUGCCAAGAACGAACCCGUUUCCGCACCUCUCACCGUCUCCUGGAAGCCCAUCUCCACAGAUGUUGUCACACUGCUCGAGUACGAGUGCAUCCGCCCGGCAUCACGGGGCACCGAUGUCCGCAGAUUCACUACCGAAGAACGAGUGGCUGUCCUUAGGAGUGCUGGAUACUCUAUUGAACAAAUUUGCGGGCUGAGCAAGCCACGGCAAAAGGGGGCUUCUGCUGCCAAGUGCGCCAAGUGCGAGACGUGUGCUCAGAAGUCGAAGAAGCCAGAAAAGACUCUUUUAGCUCGCGUCCGAAGGGCUACCAAGAAAAUGACCAUGGGCAACGAUGCGGCUCGAACGAGCCUCUCCAGCACUGCGGCAUAGAACGUACAAGUCGCUGGCACUUGAAACCUCCUGAACCUUAGAGCUAUCCUCCUCUCACUUCCCAGUUCGCAAAGUCGAAUCGAAUCGAAUCAAAUCUUAGAAUAUGCUACACAUGACAUCUAUCUAGAAACGAAUUAGGUCUUCAUCAUGAUAUGACAAAGAACAACUGGAAUCUACUAGCUAGCUAGCCUGAGGCGGAUAUCCCAGCCACGUUGCCAAGCCAGCCGCUGCUACCUGG
This is a messenger RNA of Seminavis robusta, 970 nucleotides long. Lineage: Eukaryota; Bacillariophyta; Bacillariophyceae; Naviculales; Naviculaceae. The record is from the annotation of a GenBank genome assembly.